UAUUUUUCAUCUUUUUUUCUUUGACUUUUUUUUUUGGAGUAAAAGAUAUCUCUCAUUAAUUAUUCGGUUUUUUUCUUUUGAAUACCUCUUUCAUAUUGUGUAUAAACUCAUUUGUUGCGGGCAAUAAACAACAUACCAGCUUAGAGGCAUCUUGAAGUAUCUGUAAUUAUCAUGAAGGUGGCUAUUCUAAGUGAAUUGCUCGCUUUAAUAGUAUUCACCAAUGCAUUACCAUUAUUUGAGAUUCCUAAUGAUUAUGAUAAAUACGGGCAAGCAUGUCCUUUGUUUCCUCACUACAACGUUGCGUGCCCAGUGCUGUGCGUGACGGAUCAAAAACUUUGCCCAAUCUCAUUAGCAGCCACUUGUCCUCCAGGACUUUCUUUUUGCGGGGACGGUACUUGUCAAACUUCAUGUGAUAACAUACCUAAUGCUUGUGAAUGUGGGGGUGAUGUCGAUCCAAAUGCCCCUCCAUACUAUCCAUGUGCAGCUGGCCAACUCGUCAAUAUUACUCAUUUCGAUCCUGAUAACCAAAUCAAUCAAAUUCAAAAUACUUGUGCAGCCAAUGCGCAAAUUAAUGACCGUAUGAUCACUGGUAUCUGGGGAGAGUUCAAUUCUUCUACAGCCGUUUGGUUAUCCUGCCCAGUAGUGGAGCCUUUUUUCACAUUUAAAGAGCCAAUGUGGAUUGCUGUCUGGUCUUUGAUGGGUGCUGAAGCAGCUAUUUUAUUAUUAUGGGCCCUUUACAAAUAUCUGCUUGAAGCCAGAUUCCAUCAUAAUGUGCGAUCAACGGUCACUAUAGCAGCAGGAACAGCAGCAGGAGUAGAUGAAAAAAUUGACAAAAAUAACAUGAUGGAAAAUGAAGAUAUUGAUGAAGCGGACUACAAAGACAAUCUGAAAGAGAAGGGUUCCGCUGACAAUAUCACAGAUACAUCUACUUUCACUACUAGCUCCUCCGAUGAUGACUCAUCUAUCAAAGAGUCUGAGCGUUUGAAAUUUAGAGGUUUUCUGAACGAUUAUUUUGGUACACUUGCAUUUGGAUCUGUUAUCAUUACGACUCUAUUGUUUUUCGUGUUUCUGGGCUGCAUUGUUGGUGAUUAUUAUGGAACAAUUACUGGUUUACAAUUGGAUGUAUUUUUGUCGAGCGACGUUUCAUCCAAAGUUUUUGCUGCUGUUUGGCAUAUUGCUGGUGCAUGGUUCUGCGUCAUUGUCUUUGCUCGUAAGCGCAUUCGUAAUUACUUUAGAAUUGAAUCCUAUCCACAUGAAUGUCCUUAUGUGCAAGUGGAACGUAAACAAGAACAAAUGAUCUUCUUGGCUGACAACAAUAAGUGGAUUUCAAAGCUUCGACAGAUUGAAGCACGUAUCAAUCAACGACUUGGAUCCGAUAUAUUAGUAUGCACAUGCCCUGUCAAAAUUAUUGAAAAUAACCUUCGCUACUUCGAAUACCAAUGUAUGCGAUAUGUUUACAACAACAAGAAUAAGAAAUUUGAACCAUAUGAAUUCGAUCUCGGUUCAAACAAUAAAGAUCUGCAAGCAUGGGCUGGAGGAAUUACAUCCAAAGAUGCUAAACUUAGAGCUGAUAUGUUGGGUCCUAAUAUCAUCAAAGUGGAUGUUCCCUCAGCUCCACGUGCCAUCAUCCAAGAAUUUGCUUCCUUGUUGUACCUUUAUCAGAUGAUGUGUAUGUGGGUAUGGUACUACUUCCAAUACUACAUUUUGGGUUUGAUUCAAACCGGUAUUAUUCUCGUUUCUGCAUUCAUCCGUGUCUUUUUACGACUCCGUGGUGAAAAUCGUAUUAGAAGGUUGGCUGAACACGUUGUCGAUAUCAAAUUACUUCGUGACGGCCAAUGGAUAACUGCUUCUAGUGCAGAGAUUGUACCUGGUGAUGUGUUUGAAGUUGAGGAAAAUACUUUAGUUCCCUGUGAUGGUGUUAUCCUAUCUGGAACUGUCGUCGUUAAUGAGUCGUCUUUGACCGGCGAAGCUAUGCCCAUCCGUAAAUUUGCCAUUCCUUACGACAAUAAUACCUACGACAUGAACGGAUCAGGCAAAAAUAAUACUUUAUUUGCUGGCACCAUCGUAUCUCAAGUGACACCCUCUGUGGGUACAACCACUACAACUGUGAGCAAUGCAACUGCAACCGUUACUGCCAUAGGUAAUGUCGACAGUCCAGAAAAAGCUGAUGCUGGCUCGAACAGACGUGUGUACGCCUUAGCUUUGCGUACAGGUAUUGCCUCUGAAAAGGGUAUGUUGAUCCACAAAAUACUCUUUCCCUCCCCAGUGUCUUUCAUUUUCAACGAGCAUUUAAAGGUGGCUAUUUCCAUUCUUCUUGUCUGGGGUUUGAUUGCCUUCUGUUUAUCCUUGUAUCUUAUGGGUCGUGGUAACAUUACCAGCUGGUUUUACGGUGUCUUCGUUAUCUCUCAGAUUUUCUCCCCUCUUUUACCAGCCGCUUUCACCAUUAACCAAUCUGUAUGUGCAGCACGUCUGCGUCGUAAAGGGAUAUUGUGCAUUGACUUGCCUCGUAUCAAUCUGUCGGGCAAAGUCCGUAUCUUCUGUUUCGAUAAGACCGGUACACUUACGAAGGAAGGUCUCGAGUUUUACGGUGCUGUUGCAGCUCCAACUGCUGUCAUUGGGCCUUUUAGUCACCGCGAAGAAGAUCCCCUCAAAAUCGAGCCUACUUUGGCCAUGGGUAUUGCCACUUGUCAUGCUGUUACCAAAGUCAAAGACCAAUAUAUAGGCAAUCCUGUAGACAUAGAAUCUUUCCACGCAAUGAAAUGGGAAUUAUCUGAACCUACAGUAAAUGAUUAUCUGGACACUCUAACCGCACCUGGGGCUUCACCUGGCGAUACUGAAAGAAAAAUAGUUCAUGUACUUCGUCGUUUUGAAUUCGUCCAUGCGCGUGCUUCUCAAUCCGUAGCUGUAUUAGACCCUGUUAGUCAACAUGUCCAUGUAUUUUUGAAAGGUUCCUUUGAACGUGUCAAAUAUCUAUCGGAUCCUGAUUCUAUUCCAGCGGAUUAUGAUCAACAAGCCGCAAAAUAUGCACAAGAAGGCUGUUAUGUAUUGGCCAUGGCUCAUCGCGAUCUGGGUAUUCUCGGAAAAGAUAUACAGAUGGAGAAUAUCAAAUCGCUUAUGACGCGUGAUGAUCUGGAGCAGGAUUGCCAGUUUAUCGGCUUCUUACUUUUCCGUAAUAUGCUAAAGCCUGAUACCGCCGAUGCGAUUGCUGAAUUAAAGGGAGGUGAUACUCGAACUGUUAUGAUUACUGGUGAUACUGCUUUGACAGGUAUUUACAUCGCUCGCCAAUGUGGUAUGAUUGAGCAAGGCAAUCGUGUACUUUUGGGCGAUGUUGUUACUGUUACACGUACUAUUGAUGAAAAUAAGAAUGAACGAAAUGAAACCGUUGUGAAUGAGGUCAAAUUAGUAUGGCAUGAUGUGGAGACUGGAGAUCAGGUUAAUGCCGAUCAAAUCAUUCAAAUGGAUCCUCGUGAAGAACAUGAAAAACGCGUUGAGCUGGCUUUGACAGGACGCGCUUUUGACUUCCUUGUCAAAGAGGAUCAAAUUCGAAAAUAUCUGUUAAUGACUCGGGUAUUUGCUCGUAUGACACCUACGGAUAAGGUAACAUGCGUUCAGUUACAUAUUGAAAAGGGCGUUACUGCAAUGUGUGGAGAUGGUGGUAAUGAUUGUGGCGCACUUCGUGCUGCCCACGUUGGCUUGGCUCUCUCUGAAGCUGAAGCUUCCAUUGUGUCUCCGUUCAGUACCAACAACCGGUCCAUCAUGCAGUGUGUCGAAUUGAUGAGACAAGGUCGUUCUGCAAUAGCUACUAGCUUUGCAAAUUAUAAAUUCUUGAUUUUGUAUGGUGAAUGCAUGGCUUUCUGGGAGUUACUAAUGUUUUACUUUACAGUCAUCGCGCCCCAAUCUAUCUGGAUCACUAUUGAUGGCUUUAUUACGACCACUAUGACGUUUGCAAUCACUCAAGCGCAACCUGCUGCUAAGUUAAGUCCUUCGAGACCUACUGCCAAACCCUUGGGUAUCUAUACAUUAGCCUCACUCUGGGGUGUUAUUUUUAUAAAUUUUUGGUUCCUCAUUUGCAGUGUUAUCUGGCUUUUCCAACAAGAUUGGUUCAUCUGUAAAGAAUUUGACAGCAGGUCGGUUGAUUCCGCCAAAUGGUGGCUGAUAGGUGACAACUAUGAAUCCGAGGUUAUUUCUCUUGUUAUUUUGUUUCAAUUCUUUAACAAUGGUGCUAUAGUCAAUUUUGGUUCUCAAUUCCGUCAAUCCUGGUGGCGUAACUAUAUCUUGGUCUUUGUCUGGUGUUGUUUCUUCGUUAGCACCAGUUUCCUGACUUUGGCUGAUCCCAACCCUUAUAGCUGUAUUUUCCGUUUAAAUUGCGGCUCCAAACAAACACUUGUAGAAUUAGGCUAUCCUGAGCCAUAUUGGGAUAUUCCUGAUUAUAACUCGCCAGUAGGUCACAAUGUGAUGCCCAAAGACUUCCGUUGGAAAUUAUGGGGUUUCAUAUUAGCCAAUUGCGCUUGCAACCUUAUCUGGGAGCGUAUUUGUAUGCUUUGGAUUGCUCGUGAUUGGGCCAUUAAGCGAUAUAAAGCAAAUACUCAAAAUAAUCGGGCUAUCUUCAAGCUUUAAAAAGUGACCGAUACGACUUUUCGUAAAUACUCAUUAUAUCUUUUUAGAAUAUCCAAACGGGAUACUUUUGUAUAGACUUUCGUUUUCUUUUUUUCUUUUUUUUUGUGUGUGUAUUCCAUAAUAAUUCCCGUAUAAAAUAAUAAUCUACUUCUUUAAACGAGACGAUAAUAAUAUCCACUUCUUUAUACACUAAUAAAGCUCAAUGUGAGGGUAGUUGCUAAUUAUCCUUAAUAAAAACGCUUUUUGCGAAAAUAAUGGUAAAAUUCUCUGCCCCUUUCUCAAUGAGGCUUAUUUCGAUGUACAGCCUUUACUUAAGGAUUGAUACAAGUAAAAUAGAUCCUUGCGUUUAGAGUUCAAGUAACAAAGAUAGGUACAUCUUUAGAACGUAACAUAUUUACUUGCCUUCUGUAGUAAGUCCAUAACUGUCUUUAUACUUUCUUUGCUAAACGAUGUCUGGUUGGUUGAGAAAGUUGAGUGAGGAUGGGGCCGGGAAGGACAAA
Messenger RNA from Mycotypha africana, 5117 nucleotides. RefSeq lists its product as uncharacterized. Gene Ontology annotation, molecular function: ATP hydrolysis activity; ATP binding; P-type transmembrane transporter activity. The transcript is spliced from 6 exons. Gene Ontology annotation, cellular component: membrane. NCBI's taxonomy places the organism in Eukaryota, Fungi, Mucoromycota, Mucoromycetes, Mucorales, Mycotyphaceae. The coding region runs from base 172 to 4617 and encodes 1481 amino acids. The record is from RefSeq and is a predicted model, not a curated record.